CCCCUGAUCCUCACACGUUGUCAGUAUUAGUUAAUUGAUUUGAACGGAAACAGUAAUGUCUUUUAAUUCAAUUCGAUCAGAAUAGAUCAUCUCUUAAUCAUCUUCAUUUCUGCUUUGUAGUUACUCAGUACAUACUUUUACUUUAAGUUGCACCUCGACUGCCAUCGUUUUUUUUCAAAAUCAAAUCAUGUUUUUAAUGUUAAUUGUGUUCGCUCUCGCAGCUUUUGGCUUUUAUUGGCUUUACCGAAAUGUACUGUCUAAAUUUGAUUGUGACUUUUGCAUGAAGCUAUAUGAGAAAUAUGGCAAACAACCAAGUGAAACUUUGAAAGGUAAACGAGUCUGGAUUACAGGAGCAGCCAGUGGGAUUGGUGAAGCUUUGGCUUACGAAAUGGCGAGCUGUAAAUGCAAACUGGCUUUGUCUGAUCUGAACAAUCAAGGUUUGGAGCGAGUUAAGCGGAAAAUUGUUAACCAUCAUGGUUUACAAGAUAAAGAUGUUUUGUUGGUUCCUUUCAAUCUAACUGAAACAGCUAAACACGAAGAAGCUUACAAAAAGAUAAUGGCCCAUUUUAAACAGAUUGAUAUUUUCUUCUGUAACGCUGGACGAUCACAAAGAGCGAAAUUUGAAGAUAUUGAUAUACAAGUUCACCGAGAAUUGUUUGAAAUAAAUGUCUUUAGUGGAAUCAAUUUGAGUCGAUUGUUGGUUCAAAAUUGGAUUGAAGAGAAGCAUCCAGGUCACAUUGUUGUAACAUCAAGUGUCGCUGGUAAAUUUGGUUUACCUCAAUCUGCCUCAUACACUGCCUCAAAAUAUGCCUUAUUAGGUUAUUAUGACUGUUUGAGGAAUGAAGUUAAAUCAAAAGGAAUCCAAGUUACAGUUGUCUGUCCUGGUCCAACAGCUACCGCAAUCCUAACUAAAUCAUUUACCGGUAAACCUGGUGAAGUUUAUGGUAAAGAGUUUGGUGAAGUGGAAAGCAGAAUCCCAGCUGACCGACAGGCUAAAAUGUUUGCAAUUGCUGCAGCUAAUGGAGUUGCCGAAGCUUGGACUUCACGACCACCAUAUCUGUGGUUGGUUUAUGCUGCACAAUAUGCGCCAUCAUUAUUUAAAAUAUGUUUCCCAAUUUUCUGUAAUGAGGAAAUUCUGAAAAAGAUGAGAGAUGGACAUUAAGCACCUUAACACAUGGAAAUUUGUCAUAAAUUAAAGUUUAGCCUUUGAUUUUUUGUAUGAAAGUUUAUAAAAAAUAUAAUAUUUACCAACAUCUUCA
Molecule: messenger RNA, 1259 nt
Organism: Tetranychus urticae (two-spotted spider mite)
Lineage: Eukaryota; Metazoa; Arthropoda; Arachnida; Trombidiformes; Tetranychidae
Product: dehydrogenase/reductase SDR family member 7
Molecular function (GO): oxidoreductase activity
Source: RefSeq, a predicted model, not a curated record